AUGUCCGUUUAUACUCUUCUGCACGAUGCAGAAGCUUCAGCCUAUACCUCCGCAAACCCAGAGCCCUUCCGCAUACUCAGCAAGCACCUUCUCUUCCCCAACUUCGACGAACAUGAAUGGUGGCAUAAGUCCGGCCCGAUGUUGGCCAGGAUGCUCUCCGCUGCCAACUACGACGUCCACCAACAGUACAAAUAUCUGCUGCUCUAUGCCCUCCACGUCGUGCCGAUGAUUGGCCCCUUCCCGUGCCCAGACCGGCCUCAGCUCUACAGAAGCCCGUUCACCGGCAUAGGAGCAUUGGAGCUCAGCAACAACUUCACCCGGUCAAAAACCACAGUCCGAAUGGGUAUGGAGCCUAUCAGCUACCAGGCAACGACUGGCCCUGACUUUUUCAACCGAGUGAAAUCGGGCGAGAUGCUGAGUCGGUUGAAACAAGCAGGCGUUAACGUGGACUUGACUCUAUAUCAUCAGCUGAUCCACAGACUCACUUUGUCCGAUGAAGAGGUAGGCGCUUUCCUCAACGGGAAUGACACAAUGAAGCUGCCAUUCAAGUCCCAGACCGUCGUGGCUUUGGACUUUGGAGAGAAGGACGCGGUCGUCAAGUUAUAUCUCCUACCGAUGCUGAAAUCACAGGCCACCGGGGUCCCCUGCUCGGAGUUGAUAUUCUCUGCGGUCAAGUCCGUUGACACCGAUGGGCUCUUUCAGGACUCACUGGCCGUACUCGAGGAUUACUGUGUGAAACUCCCCCCGUCUGCUUCAGUGUAUUGGACGUGCUUCGACCUUCUCAAUCCCAAGGCCUCCCGAUUCAAAGUCUACUUAUUAGACACGCAGGUGGACUUCCAGCGGGUUACCGAUCUCUGGAUGCUAGGUGGCCGGCUUACAAGUCCUGAAGAUGCGAAAGGCCUUGAACUGCUCCGUGAACUGUGGGAAGCUCUUAAUAUAUCCGGCGUAGUUAGACAGUCGGCUGCGGAUCCGGGUCAGCCUGAUAAGACACGCGAGUCCAUGUACCUUUCAGCCAACUACGAACUUCAGCCGAGCCGAUCGCUUCAACAGCCGAAGAUCUAUCUACGCUUGGCUAGAAUGAAUGACAUGAGUAUCGCAAAAGCAAUUUCUAGCUUUAUCGAGAAGCACGUCAAUGCCGAGCAAGGGAGAACGUAUAUCGACAAUAUUACUUCGUUCGUGUGA
Molecule: messenger RNA, 1182 nt
Organism: Aspergillus melleus
Lineage: Eukaryota; Fungi; Ascomycota; Eurotiomycetes; Eurotiales; Aspergillaceae
Exons: 1
Coding region: 1-1182 (393 amino acids)
Biological process (GO): alkaloid metabolic process
Molecular function (GO): transferase activity, transferring alkyl or aryl (other than methyl) groups
Source: RefSeq, a predicted model, not a curated record